AUGAAGCCCAUCCUGCUGCAGGGCCAUGAGCGGUCCAUCACGCAGAUCAAGUACAACCGCGAGGGAGACCUCCUCUUCACGGUGGCCAAGGACCCUAUCGUCAAUGUGUGGUACUCUGUGAAUGGGGAGAGGCUGGGCACCUACAUGGGCCAUACUGGAGCUGUGUGGUGUGUAGACGCUGACUGGGACACCAAGCAUGUCCUCACCGGCUCGGCUGACAACAGCUGUCGUCUUUGGGACUGUGAAACGGGGAAGCAGCUGGCUCUACUCAAGACCAAUUCAGCUGUCAGGACCUGUGGCUUUGACUUUGGUGGCAAUAUCAUCAUGUUCUCCACGGACAAGCAGAUGGGCUACCAGUGCUUUGUGAGCUUCUUUGACCUGCGGGAUCCGAGCCAGAUCGACAGCAACGAGCCCUAUAUGAAGAUCCCUUGCAAUGACACCAAGAUCACCAGCGCCGUGUGGGGACCCCUGGGGGAGUGCAUCAUUGCGGGCCAUGAGAGUGGAGAGCUCAACCAGUACAGUGCCAAGUCUGGGGAGGUGUUGGUGAACGUGAAGGAGCACUCCCGGCAGAUCAAUGACAUCCAGUUAUCCAGGGACAUGACCAUGUUUGUCACUGCCUCCAAGGACAACACAGCCAAGCUCUUUGACUCUACAACCCUUGAACAUCAGAAGACCUUCCGGACAGAACGUCCCGUCAACUCCGCUGCCCUCUCUCCUAAUUAUGACCAUGUGGUGCUGGGCGGCGGUCAGGAAGCCAUGGAUGUAACCACCACCUCCACCAGGAUUGGCAAGUUCGAGGCCAGGUUCUUCCAUUUGGCCAUUGAAGAAGAGUUUGGAAGAGUCAAGGGUCACUUUGGACCUAUCAACAGUGUUGCCUUCCAUCCUGAUGGCAAGAGCCAGCGGCAACCCUCAAGUCAACUAAGCCAGUGGUCCAUGCUCCGCUCCAGGUCCUCACAGGCCUCCAUCAGGCACACACAGCUCUCUGGUUGGGGUCGCCUCUGCACAGGAGGGAGUCUGGCCAUCUCUCCCCCAACCCCAGCUCCUGUGAGCACAGCCUGGGCACAAAUGCUCCAGACCAAAGAGGGAGACAGAACCCUCAGAGGAGCCCAUCUGACAAGAGGGACCCAAGACCUUCCAGGAAGCAUACGUAA
Molecule: messenger RNA, 1151 nt
Organism: Pipistrellus nathusii (Nathusius's pipistrelle)
Lineage: Eukaryota; Metazoa; Chordata; Mammalia; Chiroptera; Vespertilionidae
Source: the annotation of a GenBank genome assembly